Messenger RNA from Seriola dumerili (greater amberjack), 821 nucleotides. RefSeq names its product MARVEL domain containing 1 (gene marveld1). Gene Ontology annotation, biological process: myelination. The coding region runs from base 310 to 807 and encodes 165 amino acids. The record is from RefSeq and is a predicted model, not a curated record. Gene Ontology annotation, cellular component: membrane. Lineage: Eukaryota; Metazoa; Chordata; Actinopteri; Carangiformes; Carangidae. The transcript has a single exon. Gene Ontology annotation, molecular function: structural constituent of myelin sheath.
GAAUUACAGGCCGCCCCCUCUCUAUCACCCUGCCCCCCAGCACAGAUUCAACAGAGGAAACGGAAAAGACGAAACAUUCAAGAAGGUUUUUCAUUUCAAAACCCCGGGGCUGUGGAAAGAACAGAGAGUUCAUUUUUUUCAAAUGCCUGAAUUUGUCCACUUUUGGCUACAUUGUUAGACCGCAAACCCGCCCUUCCGGCCCGUUAUUUCCUUUUUGCCCAUCUUUUCCCCAGCUGUUUGCAGCUGGCAGAAAGCACCCGCCCUGUUCGGGGGAAAAAAGGAACCGAGAGAGACCGGAGGAGGAGAGAGAUGCCACCCCAACCUCCCGAGUCGCAGGUGAGGAAGAAUAUCCUGAAGUUCCUCAAGAGUUGUUUGGGAAUCAUCCGGAUCCUGCAGAUUGUGUUCGGAGCUGGGCUGUGGGUCACCAUCGCCGCCAACAAAUAUGAGGGGCCCAUCCACUUCGUCCUUUUCGUCGCUGUCCUCUUCUGGCUCCUCACCCUCGCCCUUUUCUUCCUCACCCUUCUGGACAAGCAGGACCUCGUCCCGCUGCUGGGAGGGGAGCGCUGGUUGUGCACCAACCUGGCGCACGACGUGGCCGCCACCCUGCUCUACCUGCCGGCCAUAGGUGUCAUGAUCUACAAGACGGACCGCAACUCGUACUGCAACCUGGAGCAGUACAAGCACUUCUGUCUGUACAAGGUCUACCUAACGGCCGCCGUGUUCGCCUGCCUGUGCUGCCUAUCUUACCUCCUGUCGGUUAUUUAUGGGGCGAGCAGGAGGUGUCGGGGCGAGCAAACGGUCAUCUGAUGAGACUGAAGGGG